Messenger RNA from Tigriopus californicus, 1329 nucleotides. RefSeq names its product AP-3 complex subunit mu-1-like (gene carmine). Lineage: Eukaryota; Metazoa; Arthropoda; Copepoda; Harpacticoida; Harpacticidae. Gene Ontology annotation, cellular component: cytoplasmic vesicle; clathrin adaptor complex. The record is from RefSeq and is a predicted model, not a curated record. Gene Ontology annotation, biological process: endocytosis; intracellular protein transport.
ACAUGAUUCACAGCCUCUUUGUGAUCAAUUCCUCCGGAGAUGUAUUCAUGGAGAAACAUUGGAAGGCGGUGAUUCCUCGCUCGGUUUGCGAUUACUUUUUUGAGGCCCAGAACAAGGCCUCAUCCAUGGACGACGUGCCUCCGGUGAUCGAAACACCUCAUCAUUACCUUAUCUCCAUUUAUAGGUGUAACAUCUUCUUUGUGGCUGUUUGCAAGUCAGAAGUGCCGCCUUUGUUCGUGAUCGAGUUCCUGCAUCGAGUCGUUGAUACGUUCAGGGAUUACUUUAACGAUUGUUCGGAAACCAUCAUUAAGGAGAAUUACGUGGUAGUGUAUGAAUUGCUAGAUGAAAUGUUGGAUAAUGGCUUCCCGUUGGCCACCGAAUCCAAUAUUUUGAAGGAGCUUAUUAAGCCACCCAAUAUUCUUCGGACUGUGGUGAAUUCUGUCACGGGUAAAUCCAAUGUUUCUGAAACGUUGCCCACUGGACAAUUGUCGAAUGUUCCGUGGCGAAGAUCGGGUGUGAAGUAUACAAAUAAUGAAGCCUACUUUGACGUCAUCGAAGAGGUUGAUGCCAUUAUUGAUACCUCAGGUGGUAUGGUGUCGGCAGAAAUUCAUGGAUAUAUCGAUUGUGUUGUCAAGCUAACCGGCAUGCCAGAUCUGACGAUGUCUUUCAUGAAUCCAAGGAUGUUCGACGAUACAAGUUUUCAUCCUUGUGUACGAUUUAAACGGUGGGAGGCAGAAAAGAUCUUGUCCUUUAUUCCCCCAGAUGGAAGCUUUCGUCUCAUGUCAUAUUUGAUUGGUUCUCAAAACGCCGUGGCUAUACCCGUCUAUGCCCGUCACAACCUGUAUUUUAGCCCAGCUGGACACGGAAAGCUUGACCUGACCUUGGGUCCCAAGCAAACCAUGGGACGACAGCUGGAGAAUGUGAAAGUCGAGAUUCCCAUGCCGAAAGUCGUUCUGAAUUGCACUUUGACAUCAUCCCAAGGCAAAUAUGCUUUUGAUCCAGUCAGUAAGGUUCUCAAUUGGGAUGUGGGCAAAAUCGAUCCACAGAAGCUGCCAAACAUUCGUGGCACCAUCAAUAUCCAGAAUGGAGCCACAGCCCCCGAGAGCAACCCAACCUUAAAUGUGUCUUUUACUAUUACCCAAAUGGCUGUGUCAGGUUUGAAGGUUAGUCGACUGGAUCUGUAUGGCGAAAAAUACAAGCCGUUCAAAGGUGUCAAGUACAUCACCAAAGCUGGAAGAUUUCAAAUUCGAAUGUAACGUGAUUAUUGGGCUAUUGUGAUUUUUGGCUUAUUGCAUUUAAAUACGAAUAAAUAUAUAUCGUUCAAAUUUA